Molecule: messenger RNA, 3833 nt
Organism: Rhinolophus ferrumequinum (greater horseshoe bat)
Lineage: Eukaryota; Metazoa; Chordata; Mammalia; Chiroptera; Rhinolophidae
Gene: CMTR1
Product: cap methyltransferase 1
Exons: 23
Coding region: 192-2519 (775 amino acids)
Biological process (GO): 7-methylguanosine mRNA capping
Cellular component (GO): nucleus; cytoplasm
Molecular function (GO): protein binding; methyltransferase cap1 activity; nucleic acid binding
Source: RefSeq, a predicted model, not a curated record
AGGCCGGGACCGGAGUGCGACGGCGCGGCCGGCGGACCCGGGCUGGCUUGGGAAACGAAACUGAGGGAGGAGCCGGCGGCUCUGGCAGCAGCAGGGCCAGGCCUGGUGGCGGCGGCAGCGGCGGCGGCAGCGGCGGCCUGACCCCCCCCUUUUCCGCUCCCUGGCAGCUUGCCCUCUCCCCUCAGUUAACAAUGAAGAGGAGAAAUGAUCCAGAAUGCACUGCCCCUCUCAAGAAGCAGAAGAAAAGAGUUGCAGAGCUUGCCCUGAGCCUCAGCUCUACGUCUGACGAUGAACCUCCCUCCUCUGUCAAUCAUGCAGCAAAAGUAUCUACCACAAGCCUAAGCGGGUCGGACAGCGAGACUGAGGGGAAGCAGCGCAGCUCUGACUCUUUCGAUGAUGCCUUCAAAGCAGACUCCCUCGUGGAGGGAACUUCUUCUCGCUAUUCCAUGUAUAACAGCGUCUCCCAGAAGCUUAUGGCCAAGAUGGGCUUCAGGGAAGGUGAAGGGUUGGGUAAAUACAGUCAGGGUCGGAAGGACAUCGUUGAGACCUCUAAUCAGAAAGGUCGAAGAGGCUUGGGCCUGACGUUGCAAGGCUUUGACCAGGAAUUGAACGUGGACUGGCGAGAUGAGCCAGAGCCCAGUGCCUGUGAGCAGGUGUCAUGGUUCCCGGAGUGUACCACUGAAAUUCCUGACACCCAGGAAAUGAGCGAUUGGAUGGUUGUGGGCAAGAGGAAGAUGAUCAUUGAAGAUGAAACAGAGUUUUGUGGGGAAGACCUGCUUCACAGCAUGCUGCAGUGUAAGAGCGUAUUUGAUAUCCUGGAUGGGGAGGAGAUGCGGCGAGCUCGGACCCGGGCCAAUCCCUACGAGAUGAUCCGAGGAGUCUUCUUCCUAAAUAGGGCGGCAAUGAAGAUGGCUAACAUGGAUUUUGUGUUUGAUCACAUUUUUACAAAUCCGCGAGACUCUUAUGGGAAACCACUGGUAAAGGACCGGGAAGCUGAGCUUCUGUACUUUGCAGACGUCUGCGCGGGCCCGGGGGGCUUCUCGGAGUAUGUGCUCUGGAGGAAGAAGUGGCACGCGAAGGGCUUUGGAAUGACUCUGAAGGGCCCUAAUGACUUUAAGCUGGAGGAUUUCUACUCAGCCUCCAGUGAACUCUUUGAACCCUACUACGGUGAGGGCGGGAUCGAUGGAGAUGGAGACAUCACCCGCCCAGAAAACAUCACUGCUUUUCGGAAUUUUGUCCUGGACAACACAGAUCGCAAGGGGGUCCACUUUCUGAUGGCCGACGGGGGUUUCUCCGUGGAGGGGCAAGAGAACCUGCAGGAGAUCCUCAGCAAGCAGCUGCUGCUCUGUCAGUUCCUCAUGGCGCUGUCGGUUGUCCGGACAGGCGGCCACUUCCUCUGUAAAACCUUUGACCUGUUCACACCGUUCAGCGUGGGGCUCAUCUACCUGCUGUACUGCUGCUUUGAACGAGUCUGUCUCUUUAAGCCUAUUACCAGCCGACCUGCCAACUCAGAGAGCCACUGUAGUCUGCAGAUCAAAGCUCUGGCCAAAAUCCAUGCCUUUGUUCAAGACACGACCCUGAGUGAGCCUCGGCAGGCAGAGAUCCGGAAAGAGUGCCUCCGUCUUUGGGGGAUCCCAGACCAGGCUCGAGUUGCUCCUUCUUCCUCAGACCCGAAAUCUAAGUUCUUUGAGCUGAUCCAGGGCACUGAGAUUGACAUCUUCAGCUAUAAGCCCACACUGCUCACCUCCAAAACCCUGGAGAAGAUCCGCCCCGUGCUUGACUACCGCUGCAUGGUGUCUGGCAGUGAGCAGAAGUUCCUCAUCGGCCUGGGGAAGUCCCAGAUCUACACGUGGGAUGGCCGCCCAUCAGACCGCUGGGUCAAGCUGGACCUGAAGACAGAACUACCCCGGGACACUCUGCUCUCUGUGGAGAUCGUCCAUGAGCUGAAAGGGGAGGGGAAGGCCCAGCGGAAGAUCAGUGCGAUCCACAUCCUGGAUGUCCUCGUGCUGAAUGGCAGCGACGUGCGGGAGCAGCACUUUAACCAGCGAAUUCAGCUUGCGGAGAAAUUUGUGAAAGCUGUUUCCAAGCCGAGUCGGCCGGACAUGAAUCCCAUCAGGGUGAAGGAGGUGUACAGGCUGGAAGAGAUGGAGAAGAUUUUUGUCAGGUUAGAAAUGAAGAUCAUCAAGGGCUCCAGCGGCACCCCGAAGCUCAGCUACACGGGGCGGGACGACCGGCACUUUGUGCCCACUGGCCUCUACAUCGUCAGGACAGUGAACGAGCCGUGGACUAUGGGAUUCAGCAAAAGCUUCAAGAGGAAGUUCUUCUAUAACAAGAAGACCAAGACCUCUACCUUUGACCUUCCUGCAGACUCCAUUGCCCCAUUUCAUAUCUGCUACUAUAGCCGUCUCUUCUGGGAGUGGGGGGAUGGCAUCCGUGUGCAUGACUCCCAGAAGCCCCAGGACCCGGACAAGCUGUCUAAGGAGGAAGUCCUGUCCUUCAUCCAGACACACAGCGCCUGAGGGCCUGGGAUGCCCACUCCUGCUGAACGCCUGGGGCCACAUUCCUGGUUCCUUCCCCUCUCAGAAAGGGACGGGGGCACAGCCACUGCAGCCUGGCCAUGAGGGGUGGGUGGUCUCUCCAUCUCCCCUGAAGAGCUCAGUUGGGGCCUUCAAAGGACACUCACGUUCCUUCUGGGACACCUUUUAGACUUCCCUCCUUGGAGACCGGCCCGGGAACUGCCUCCCCGCCAGGACUCAGCCUGGAGGACGCUGCUCCUGCGGCGGGUUUGAGGUCAGGCCCAGGGCAUGUAGGGCCGGUGGAGGACAUGUUGAGAGCAGCAGGGCCUCAGCCCUGCCGCUCUCCUGUAUCGUGUAGACUCACUUUUCUGAGUUCCAUGCACUGCCCUGAGGGUGGCCACACCCCUGCGUUCCCCAACUUUUUACUAGGCCAACUCAAGUGGGGGAAGGCCCCGUGUCGUGAGCUGGCCAGGAGCAGCUGCUGUACAAAUCAAGGCUUUGUUUCUUUGAACUUGUUCUGUUUUGAUGCCAAGUUGGAGACUUUGUCUCCUCCCCCUACCCUGUCCUGGUCUUCUCUGGAGCUCUUCUCAGCCUGGACCUCUGACAGUCCCGCGGGCCGGGAAGGGAGGUAUAUGGGCCCCACGUCCCUGACACACCAGGAUGCAGGUGGCACUGUCUUUGGUAGUGGACGGGACUUCCUCCCGGGCCCCACCCCCGUUGACCCGGACCUUGGGCAGCUCUAGAAGGGGAGGAAGCACCCUUGGAGACCUGCCUUUUUCUACGCCCCAGCAGCAGUGGCCCCACUGCAACAGAAGGGACCCCCGGGGCUGGGUUUUACCUAGCCCUCUGGCAAUCAGGGCACCCGUGUGCCACAGUCACCUUGCCACCCUUCCCCCACCCUGUUUUUCUUCCCCAGUAGAUGGUACAGUCAGUCACUUUUGUCAUUUUGUGGUCACUCCAUUUCCUCUAUCUUGGUGGAAGCGGAAGGGGAAGAGGGGAAGCUGGGCAGUAGCUUUGGGUGGGGGAGGGCACCUGUGGUUGUUCUUGAUGGGAAAUACCUCUGAGAUGCUUAGGCAGGCUCCCUAGGGCCCCAUCCCAGUACUAGACUGGUUUCCAUGGUGAUAGGGCACAGCGGCUUCCUGUGAGGUUGGAAUUGACUCCACCUGGGGGGGGUAUCUCCAGCCAGCAUCCAGUCCUCCCCCGCCUCCCAGGGGUGGCAGCAGCACCACUGAAAUGCUGUAUUUCCACCCAAUUCUGGGUAUAUCAGUGUGUCUUGCAGAAUCUUGGAUCAUUAAAGAUAAACAUAUUUUUAAUUCC